UGCCCCUGUCAAUCUAAUAAUUUAAAACCAACGGCAGAAGGCAAGCGGAAAUCAAUCAAAAUUCCGUUGGUUGACCUGACGGCGACGACUGUUCACUCGCAGCUCGUUCGCCGGAGCUCCGAAGAAAACCUCAUCGAUCGCCGCCUCCCCCGAUCGCCGCGACCGAUUCGGUUGCCGUUGCUUACUUUGGGUUACAAUGUGCCAUCAAAGUUCUUGUGAACAUUUUUCUGAUGAAGAUGCAACUGCAGCAGAAGAGAAUCUCCUGGUGUAUUGCAAGCCUGUUGAGCUAUACAACAUUCUACACCGCCGUGCCAUACAUAAUCCUUCUUUCCUCCGGAGAUGUUUGCGUUUCAAAAUACAAGCAAGGCGUAAGCGUAAUAAGAGGUUGAGGGCUGGAAUAGUCAUUUUCAACUAUAGGGACCGCAACAACGUGCAUCAAAAGAUUGAAGUAACUGAAGAUUUCUCUUGCCCAUUUUGCUUAAUGCAAUGUGCAAGCUUUAAGGGUCUAAGGUUGCAUUUAUGCUCAUCGCAUGACUUGUUCAACUUCGAGUUUUGGGUUUAUGAAGAGUAUCAGGCAGUGAACGUGUCUGUUAAAGUUGAUAUGCUGAGAUCCGAGGUUCGGACUGAAGAAACAGACCCUAAAUUGUGGACAUUCUUCUUCUGCUCAAAACCACGAAGGCGUCAGCCAAAAUAUUCUGCUCAAAAUAGGAAGCAUGUCCAAGUUGAGUUCUUGGAAUUUGAUCCAUCCCAAUUGGCCAGUGAGGGGUUGCAGAAAGGACUUCAGGAAGUUGAAAAUGCUAUGCAGAAUGGAGUGCAUGAAGCAGAAAAUUCCUAUCCUGACGAUCCUAAUACAGCUGAGUGUUUAGAGCAUGUUGCAUCCAGUUUCAAUGUUUCAGGGACUCCAACUUCAAUGGCUCAAUCUUCUAUAGACCAUGAAUGCAUAAAAUCAUCAGCUGGAAGUGAUCCGGCUAUUCUUCAAAUGUCAAAAACAAAAAAAAUUGUUGUGGAACGUUCAGAAUCUAGAAACCGUGGGCAAUUGCUGAGACGCCAGUUCUAUCACUCUCACAGAGUUCAGCCUAUGGCAGUGGAUCAAGUGUUAUCAGAGCGGGACAGUGAGGAUGAAGUAGAUGAUGACAUUGCAGAUUUUGAGGAUCGAAGGAUGCUGGAUGAUUUUGUGGAUGUCACCAAGGAUGAAAAAGAUCUCAUGCAUCUCUGGAACUCGUUUGUCAGAAAACAGAGGGUUCUGGCAGAUGGUCAUGUACCGUGGGCAUGCGAAGCGUUCUCAAAACAUAACAGCAAGAAGCUUGUCGAAACUCCACCUCUCUUUUGGUGCUGGAGAUUAUUUAUGAUCAAACUGUGGAAUCAUGGCCUUCUUGACGCAUCCACAAUGAACAACUGUAAUGUGAUCCUCGAGCGCUAUCGGAAUGGAGGACCCGAUGUAAAGCGAAAGACUGAUCCUGCGAAUUAACUUAGCAUUCAACAGUUGACUAGAGGGUCCAGACCAGCGACUUCAUUCUUAUCCUUCUAUUCUUGUCUCGUCGACUUUGGCUCUCUCUUUCUUGAGCGAUUUCAUUUGUUUCUUUGGCUUUCUUCCUCCUCGGAAAGAAUCACGAGUCGAUGCUCCUCUUGUUUUGUCGCUGUCACACUGCGGCUGGCCAUGGGAAGCACAAGCGACGGGGCUCCAUUGGCGAUGAUUUUGCUGCUCUUUGUCGCUGCACAGGUGACGUUGCUGCUCUGUUGCUUGUUGUUUCCUAUGUCGCUUACCGUAGUUCCCCACGACCCGCUGCCACCUAAUGAUUUUACCCUGUUUCUAGCCGAGAGGGUCCGAAGAUUUCAAGAUCUCGGAAGCACGUAAAUCAUAUUUGAAUUCGAGUAGCUUCUUGAUCAUAUUUGAUGAUGUUUCUGCCUCAUUGCUGAUUUUAGACUGAACCAUUGAGAUUGCAUAGACUAGAUUGCAGUGCACGCGCAUUGUUUGAUUUUCAAGCCGCCAUUUUUCA
Molecule: messenger RNA, 1997 nt
Organism: Eucalyptus grandis
Lineage: Eukaryota; Viridiplantae; Streptophyta; Magnoliopsida; Myrtales; Myrtaceae
Product: polycomb group protein EMBRYONIC FLOWER 2
Exons: 16
Coding region: 197-1468 (423 amino acids)
Cellular component (GO): nucleus
Molecular function (GO): chromatin DNA binding
Source: RefSeq, a predicted model, not a curated record